AUGUGGAUUCGCAAGAUGAUCACUGAUUGGGGAUGGAUGUUCGCCAUCGUGGUUUCCGUGGCUAAUUGCUCAUAUGCUGCUCCGCAUGCUCGUGUUUUUGAGACUAAUGCUGUUGGACAGGACAAUACCUUUUCUCGAUUUGAGAGAGCUGUUAAUGCAUCUUCAUCAAAAAAUGCAACCACCAAUCCAACAGAAUGGACUCCAGAUAGAAUCUACAACAACUUGCAAGAGAAACUCGUAACACUAGCUCGUGUUGUGUCUGCAGUGUCGCUUUACAAUGGUAUUGUGGACAACUCGAUUCCAGUUGAUGAGGCAAUUUCUGAGUUGAUGAACAUUGGAUCGUAUCAAUCAAAGAUAUGGAUAAGUUUGAUACGAAAGGAGUUGAUACAUUCUAGAAGUCCCUUUUGGAUCUUUACACGAUGAAAGAAAUGUGGUCUAGAGUGGGUGACUUGUCGAAACUGCCGGAUAAAGCGACUUUUAAGAAACUAGGUGAUCUGAAAAGUUUGAAUUUGGGAACUAUUGCCACAAUUGAUGUUGAUUCAAUAAUCAAGUCACUCGAUGACGGAUCGGAUAAAUCAGUUGCUGCUGUUAACACGACAUUAGAAGAAUUUGCUAAAUCGAUUGCCACUGUAACAUCUGCUUUGGAUAAAACUUCCAGUAUGGAAACUCUUGAAACCCUAAAACCUAUCACAAAUUAUGCCAAGUUGUUUCAAUAUUAUGACAACUCACAAGCGAUUUAUAUUAAAGCUGCCACUGAUGAUGAUAUUAAGGGUUUAGACAAUUUAUUAAGCACUAUCAAGACCAUUCCAAACAGUAAUUCGACGUUGUUUAGCGACAUUAAAAUGCUCACAACUGAAACUUCUUCGCUUAUUCGUCAGCAUACCUCUGGAUUGUGGAAUGGUUAUCACGAUUUCAGCAAUCUCUUGAAGGACAUAAAAAACAAAUUCUUUUUGAGAAUCAUUUUACGUGUUUUUUUUCAUUUUACGUGUUUUUUUUCACACGCCGGUAUGUCGUUGGAUGAAGAAGAUUUUGCGGACGCUGGAGAGUUUCUAGAGUGCGAUCUGAAGAGAAGAAAUGGCAUCCCAAUUAGCUUUGAGGAGAGAAUCUUUGUUAGUUUCAGUAAGUUUCUGAAAUCGGAGGAGUUCAAGUCGUCCAUGAGAAGUAUCAUCGAGACAUCUAUUGAUGCCACUUUGAAUAAUAGAAUGAAGAAGCUUGAAGAUAAGAUCGCCGAGCUGACAGAAGACCUUAAAACUCAGAAGAAACGGUUGGAUUUGGCAUUGGUCGAGUUGAAGAAUCCGACAGUGAAUGCAGAGAAUGAAGACGUGGCGGAAGUGAAAGAACGGAAUCGGUCAAUCGUUAUCCACAAUGUACCAGAAUGGACCGAUGACUUGCAACAUGAUCGCAGUGAGCACGAAGUACGGUGUGUCAACAUGCUUCUUCGUCACAUGAAUGUUUGUGCACUACCUGUAGCCGCGUAUCGUCUUGGAAAAAUGAGAACGGAUGGAAGAGGAAGGUUAGUCAAGGUCGUUUUGCCGUCGUCUGCUAUUCAAAAAGAAAUCCUUAACAAAGUUCGAACUCUUAAAUCUUUUGUAACCGGUAUUCAUCCUCCUGUGUAUGUUAGGAAAAGUCUAUCCCCCGCUGAAAUUGUUUCCCGCCGUGAGUCUUUUAAGAAUAGGAAUACACCUGCCUCUGAUACCCUAGAUAAUGAUAUUGUGAUGACCGAUAAUUCUCAUAAUGUUCCGCCACAGCUUUCAAAAAACUAA
Messenger RNA from Caenorhabditis elegans, 1763 nucleotides. NCBI's taxonomy places the organism in Eukaryota, Metazoa, Nematoda, Chromadorea, Rhabditida, Rhabditidae. The record is from the annotation of a RefSeq genome assembly.